CGGCGGAGGGAGCGGGAGGGUCGCUCGGGGCCGGCGGCAGCGGCUCCGGGUUCGGCUGCGCUCCGAACCGGGCCGGGCCGGGUCGGGCCGGUCGGGACCGCCCCGCCAUGGGGACGCCGGGCGCCGGACGCAAGCGGCUGCCGAACCGGGAGCGCCUGACGGCGGAGGACGAUGCGCUCAACCAGAUCGCCCGCGAGGCUGAAGCCAGACUCGCGGCAAAGAGAGCGGCGCGGGCGGAGGCGCGGGAGAUCCGGAUGAAAGAGCUGGAGAGGCAGCAGAAGGAGAUCUAUCAGGUGCAGAAGAAAUAUUAUGGGCUGGAUACUAAGUGGGGAGACAUCGAGCAAUGGAUGGAAGACAGUGAGCGUUAUUCCCGUAGAGCCCGAAGAAAUGCCUCGGCUUCGGAUGAAGAUGAGCGCAUGUCAGUGGGUAGCCGUGGAAGCCUGAGGUCUCAUUUGGAUUAUGCCAGCACCUACCCAGUGGCUGGAUUAGAGAGUGAGAGGACCAAAAAGAAGAACUACUCCAAAGCAACCAAUGGUUAUGAGGAAGACGUGUAUGGAUCAUCCCAGAGUAGAAAAUCUAGCAGGGCUUCCUACUACUCUGACCUGGGUCUCCCCAACAGCAGCUAUGCUUCCACAUCUCAACUUUCUUCCCAAAAUGGAAAUUGGGCGUCGGUGUACGACGAGAGCGUUUACAGCGGGAGCCGGCGCUAUAGUGCCCCCAGUUCCCGUGCUCCUUCUGAGUACAGCUGCUACCUUGGGUCAGGAUCUCGAGCAUCCUCCAGAGCCAGCUCUGCUCGGGCCAGUCCAGUGAUUGAGGAAAGGCCAGAAAAAGACUUUGAGAAGGGAGCACGAACUGUCUCAAGUUUAUCAGCAGCUACCUUGGCCUCUCUGGGAGGCACUUCUUCACGGAGAGGCAGUGGGGACACCUCCAUCUCAGCUGACACAGAGGCUUCCAUCAGGGAAAUCAAGGACAUCUAUGAGUUAAAGGACCAGAUUCAGGAUGUAGAAGGCAAAUACAUGCAGGGGCUGAAAGAGCUGAAGGACUCUCUGGCUGAAGUUGAGGAGAAAUACAAGAAGGCUAUGGUGUCAAAUGCUCAGCUGGACAAUGAGAAAACCAAUUUCAUGUACCAGGUGGACACCCUGAAGGAUGCACUCUUAGAGUUAGAGGAACAGCUGGCAGAAUCCAGGAGGCAAUAUGAAGAGAAAAGUAAAGAAUUUGAGAGGGAGAAGCAUGCUCAUAGCAUAUUGCAGUUUCAGUUCAUGGAAAUCAAAGAGGCUUUGAAGCAGAGAGAAGAAAUGCUUGCAGAAAUCCAACAGCUGCAACAGAAACAGCAGAGCUAUGUCAGGGAAAUUUCAGACCUUCAGGAGACAAUAGAGUGGAAAGACAAAAAAAUAGGGGCACUAGAGAGGCAGAAAGAUUUCUUUGAUUCCAUAAGGAGUGAGCGGGAUGACCUUAGAGACGAAGUGCUUGUGCUGAAGGAGCAACUGAAGAAACAUGGAAUAAUCCCAGACUCUGAUGUAGCCACCAACGGGGACACAUCAGACAUUAUGGAUAACGAAGGACACUUGGAUUCUUCCCGAACUGCCCCAGGCACCACUCAGGCAUUAAAGACAGGAGGGGAGGGGAUGCUAGGCAAAGCCAAGGAAGUGGAGAUGAAAAAUGAGAUUUUGGAGGAUGUGGGGAAAAGAGAAAUCUUGCAGAAUACUGAGCAUGAGGAACACAAAGAGGAGUCUGAGGAGGAAGUACAGACAUUGCAUGCUGCUGAAAAUGCAAAGGCAGAACAAAUGGUUGAAGAACGGGACGCCCUGCCAGCAGUGAUGUUACCAGAGAGUAGGUUUGCAGAGCAAGCCCAAAGCCUCCCAGAGCCUGUGUCAGGGAGCACUUCUUCAAACAGUGACAGUGACACAGAUGGCUUGAGAAAGGUCACAGAGCCCAGGGGCACAGCAGCCCAGCAGCCUGAGAGUACAGAGGCUGAACACCAUGACUUGAGUGCAAGGACAAAUGAGAACCUGGAGCUGGGCUCUCUGCAAGGCCACCCAAUUUUUGAGACUCCUCAGGAAAUGUUUUGUGACUCGGGUACAGAGCAGGAACUGGGAGAAGCUGCACCCAGCCAGGAAGAACAAGAGGAUCUUGAAACCAGCCAUGCCCUGAGUGAUGAUGGAAUGGAUGAAGGGUCUGACAGUACAAGUGAGGGCAGUGAGUUGGUUUCUAACCAGGCAGGGCUACCUGAGGGAGCAGUGGCAGGCUUGCUUAGGGAAGAGGGAAAUGUGGAGAGUUCCACUCCAGAGGAGCCUCAGCACUCAGAAGAAGGUGCUAAAAACAAGGUUGCAAAUGUCUUGGAGGAAAAGUUUGUUGACUGCACUGAUGGGAGAAGUGAUCAAACAGCAGGUGACAGAGCUGAAGAAAAAGAUGAGGUUGGGAACACAGUUCAGGGUCAGCUGAGGGAAGAUGAGUCUGUGGGUUUGGAGGGGACAGAGCCAUGUGAAAGGGAUGUCCCAGCAGAGCCACUUGAAAAGGAAGGUGGAGAACAUCAGGCAUUGAUCCAACCAGCUUCUUCAGAGGACAGUCCUUCAGCAUCCCCAGAGGAACCAGGUACACAAGGUAAAACUGAAGAUGAAACUGCUACAGCUGAGAAGGAUGGACAGAAGGAAGAGCUGAUGGAAGAGCUGGGGAAGUGUUCAGGUUCUGCUGAAACAGACAAGCAAGGUGUGGUGUCUGUGGAGGCAGGAGGCUCCAUUCCUCAGGGAAAGGGAGGUGAGCUGCAGCAGGCACAGCCAGGAACAGAGGUUCUGAGAGAGGUGAUCGCCCAGGAAACCCAUUCAGACCCGAGUCUUUUAGAUGAUGAAAUUGAGGAGUCAGAAUUGGAAACAGGGGGCGAGGCUGGGGAAGCACAGGAAAGUAGGACAGAAUGGGUAGAAGAUCUGAAUCCAAAGGCAGAGGUUCAAACAAGUCAGGGUAGUGAAGAAACAGCAGAAGGUACAGAGGGAGAGAAAGAUGUUCCUUUAGAGGGUGAAGAGCAGGGGGUGGUUAAACAAGUAGAAGGUGAAUCUAAAGAGGAGUCAGGUGUAGGUGUUAAUGUAACUACUGAAAACAAAGCCAGUAAAGAAACACUGAAAGAAAAUGAGCAAGAGGUAGAGCUUGCAGACCACCCUGGUGGGGAAUCUGCUUCUGAGGAAGGUGCAAAUAAUGCCCUGGAACAGGAGCCUGUGCAGGAUGAAAACAUUAGUGAGCAAGUUAAACUGGAGGAAGGUGUAAACACUUCCCUGCCACAGAAACUUGUGCAGGAUGAAGAGAACAGUGAACAAGUUAAACUGGAGGAAGAUGCAAAUAAUUCCCUGGCACAGAAACUUAUGCAGGAUGAAAACAUUGGUGAACAAGUUAAAUUGGAGGAAGGUGCAAAUAGUUCCCUGGCACAGAAGCCUGUGCAGGAUAACAUUAGUGAACAAGUGAAAAUGGAGGAAGAUGCAAAUAAUUCCCUGGAACAGAAAGCUGUGCAGGAUGAAAACAUUGGUGAGCAAGUUAAAUUGGAGGAAGGUGUAAACACCUCCCUGCCACAGAAACUUGUGCAGGAUGAAGAGAUUAGUGAACAAGUUAAACUGGAGGAAGGUGCAAAUAAUUUCCUGGAACAGAAGCCUGUGCAGGAUGAAAACAUGAGUGAACAAGUGAAAUUGGAGGAAGAUGUAAGUAAUUCCCUGCUACAGAAACCUGUGCAGGAUGAAAACAUUGGUGAGCAAGUUAAAUUGGAGGAAGGUGUAAAUAAUUCCCUGGCACAGAAAGCUGUGCAGGAUAAAGAGAAUAGUGAACAAGUUAAACUGGAGGAAGGUGCAAAUGAUUCCCUUGCACAGAAGCCUGUGCAGGAUGAAAACAUUAGUGAACAAGUGAAAUUGGAGGACCAAGCAGAGGAAAGCCUGGAAGAUGAUGGUGAUGCAUUUGAUUUUGAUGAAGAGUCAAAUCAAAUACUAGAAUCCGAUGAAAAAUAUGAUGGAGAGAAAGCUGAUGCACAGGGAGAAGAGGGUGAUGGAGCAAAUGGUGCUGUUGGAAAAACUGCCCACACAGACAAAGCUGGAGAGGGAACAGACAAAAUGGAAACCAAAGAUGCCUUGGCCAAAGGUGAAGUCCUGCAGCAUAAGAAAGAUGAGCCUGAAGAAACAGGGUGCUCGCAAGGGGAAGCGCUGGGGAAAGCUGAUGAGGAGGCUGAUGUGGAGGAAGAUGAAAUCAAAGUGUCAGAUUCUAGCAAAGUGGGAAAAUUCCAGGAUCGAGAUGUUUUGGAACAGGAUUUGGAAAGUGCUUUCAUUAAGAGGGCUGAAAGCAGGGAGGAUUUGCAGGUUGGUAAAAGGAGUAAGGGCAGAUCCAGAGAUGACUGUACAAUCUCCUGAGUUCAGAAUCUCUAACCUGCACGAGUUCCAUGCCCUGUGAGCAGUCCCAGGACACAAACAUGCACUUUGCACAAGACAUCAGACCUUGGAAUACUCUUAGAGCUUUGUCUUUGUAGGUAACUCAGCAUAAAGCACGGAUGUGGUAACGAUGCAAGUUUUAAGUUAUUCACUCUUGUACCCAGCCACAAGAAAUUGUGAGUGGGUUUGGUUUUGCUGUGUCUCAGGUUGAAAGCUUAUCACCUGAUGAUGAAGCUUCACAACUUGACUAUUGAAACUAUUAUGCAAUUAAAGUACCUCUAGUGUGGAUAGCUGCUCCUGGGGAAUUUCUAUAGGAAUUUUUUUUUAUUCUAGCCUAGUUGAUCAAUAUCGUGAAUGUACAUUGGGCCUUUGUGAACUUAUGCACAUUAUGGUUACUUGUACUUAGAUCUACAGCAAGUACAUGAACUCUUCAUGAAGGAACUCAGCAGAUCAGCCAUCACUGAUGGUGAAACUUCUUUCAGAAUGCUUAAAGCCUAUGAACCAAUCUCUUAUUUUUUUUUAAUAUGAAGAAAAAAGAUCUUUUCAUUCCACUUUGUGUGUAUUUCUUAUAUGGUCACAUUCCAAAAUAUAGUUAGACCACUGUGAAUCUGCUUAGUCUGAGCACUUCGGAAGAGCAAUACACAGUUUGGAGAAAGUGCAAGAUGCAGGUCUUAGUUUGCUGAAAGGAAUAAAUAUCUACAUGUUUACUUCAUUUAGGCACUUUGCACCACAAUAGGCCUUUUACACCAUGUCUCACAUGGGGUUUUUAUUUUUUUCCAGAGAAAGUGUCAAUACACACUGUAAUGUGUGCUUAGGUUUGCUAUCAAGUACUGUCUAGAUAUGAAUAUAUAAAAUAUCUAUUUUUCCAAGAAGAUUUUUGUUUAAAAUUGCAUUUGCUUACUGCAUUUUUUUUUUUUUGCAAACUCUGAUUCUGAAAGAAUGUUUUUAUCUCUGAAACAAAUCUUAUCUCUUUCCUUCUGGAAAGAAGAUAACUUUGCAUGUCUUAACUCUUGCUGGAUAUCAGACCAAAGAUGACUGUUGUUUUGUGUACUAGCCCCCCUGUGCCUUUUGGAAAAGCUGGAUUGCUUUGAAUUGCUGGCAUAAAUUUGGCUCUUGGACUCCCUUGCUGUAUUUCCUCUUGCAGCUCUGCUAGUGCUUGGGAGGAAGAGCAUGUUUUGCAUAUAUAAAUAUUCAUUUGAAGUGUUGAGCAAUGAAUGUCCCAAGAGAAUGCAGAUCGAGGGGGGUGUGGGCUGUGGAAGGCUGUAUUUGUGUUGAUGUUACAAAGUUGUCAGAGCACAGACAGACUGCAAAAUUUGAAGAUGUGUAUCCAAAUGUACUGCUGUAUAUAAUUUAAAUAAACAUAUUUUAUACUUUAAAGUA
Camarhynchus parvulus is the source of this 5774-nucleotide messenger RNA. RefSeq names its product LRR binding FLII interacting protein 1 (gene LRRFIP1). Gene Ontology annotation, biological process: regulation of transcription by RNA polymerase II. NCBI's taxonomy places the organism in Eukaryota, Metazoa, Chordata, Aves, Passeriformes, Thraupidae. The record is from RefSeq and is a predicted model, not a curated record. Gene Ontology annotation, molecular function: RNA polymerase II cis-regulatory region sequence-specific DNA binding; DNA-binding transcription factor activity, RNA polymerase II-specific. Bases 108 to 4376 code for a protein of 1422 amino acids. The transcript has 21 exons.